CUCGUAGAGAAAAUUGAAAAUGGUUGCGUCUCGCUUAGAUGUGCUUUGGCAUAAGAUUGUGUUAUCCUCACCCGUUUGGUUUGCUUUAGAGGUGGUUACCCAGAAACCUUGGCAGUGGAGUUUAUACAGUUCGUUGGUGUUGUCGAGUUUUAUUCCGAUUACCGUGUUAAUAGCUUUUAUAGUAGGAUCAAUGUUGUCCAGUUUCACCGUCCUCCUCGUAAUUCAGUGUGGAUUAUUAACACUCGCUAUUGCGUCGUUUCUUUCGACAAUCGCAGUGCUUGCUCCUCUGGCAAUUACAAUUGCAUUUUUAAUCUUUGUGAUGUGCAAAGCAGUAACAGUCUCCAUGUGUAUAGUGCACUGGCUGCUGAUCUCACCAAAGCUACAACUUCAGCGAGUCAAACCAUAUUUGACAAAGGUAAAUGAAAAUUGUGGACUGUUAACCAGAUUGGAGCAAAGUGGAAUAAUCCAUGAGGUCAAGUUAAGGAAAACCCAGAGAAUAAGAGAGCGAUCUUCUCCUCAAUAUUCAGAUUCUGAAACGCGACGACGAACUCAGUCACACGCGUCCCCCUGCAUUACCACUCAUGUCUCUGAGACAUAUAAGGGAAGGAUAACUUGUCUGAACGAAGAGGAAACUAGCUGUAACAAGUCAUCCAACACUUGCACACGUGAUUUUGAUUUUUCAGCUUCGGGACAAAAGAAUCGAAUAGGACGUGAGUUUUGCUCUGGGCUGUGGUCAGCAAGCAAUUCAUCGUCUGAGGAAGACGCCAUAAAAUUUACCUCUGGACCUGGUUCUGAAUCCUACCACACAGCAGAUGAGUGGCUUGCAGAGGAUUAUUGUGGUAACGUAAUCCCCGAUUAUAGAGACAAAGAAGCAAAGUUGUACGAAGCACUUUUGAAAAUGGAUUUUUGCUCAAGAGACGAGAGCUACAUUUUGAUUGAACGCGCUUAAGACACAGGCUACAAUCUACACUGACCUGACAAAGGGAGCGCAGUUGCAGUUAUUUGAGG
This is a messenger RNA of Pocillopora meandrina, 1008 nucleotides long. Lineage: Eukaryota; Metazoa; Cnidaria; Anthozoa; Scleractinia; Pocilloporidae. The record is from the annotation of a GenBank genome assembly.